Zymoseptoria tritici IPO323 is the source of this 279-nucleotide messenger RNA. RefSeq lists its product as uncharacterized. The record is from RefSeq and is a predicted model, not a curated record. The transcript has 2 exons. The coding region runs from base 1 to 279 and encodes 92 amino acids. Lineage: Eukaryota; Fungi; Ascomycota; Dothideomycetes; Mycosphaerellales; Mycosphaerellaceae. Gene Ontology annotation, cellular component: mitochondrial inner membrane peptidase complex.
AUGCCACCACUGGUCGAGGCCUUCCACGCUCGCGAGCUCACCAGCCACAUCAACCACCUACCCGAUGGCAAGACACGAAAACCGCCAGUCUCAGACUUGAAGAAGUGCGACCUCAAGGAGUUGGUCCAGUACAAUUGUGAACUCAAUGGCCCUAAAGAAGAUAAGAGGAGCAAGAUCGUCUGUGAUCCCGUGCUGCGGCUUUUCCGGCAGUGUGCGAGUGGUCUGACAGUGGAGACAACGGCAUGGGAAGGACGUUUUGACGAGCGAGACGAGACAUGA